Messenger RNA from Colletotrichum phormii, 1101 nucleotides. Its product is annotated as alcohol dehydrogenase GroES-like domain-containing protein. Gene Ontology annotation, cellular component: cytoplasm. The coding region runs from base 1 to 1101 and encodes 366 amino acids. Lineage: Eukaryota; Fungi; Ascomycota; Sordariomycetes; Glomerellales; Glomerellaceae. The transcript is spliced from 2 exons. Gene Ontology annotation, molecular function: alcohol dehydrogenase (NAD+) activity. The record is from RefSeq and is a predicted model, not a curated record.
AUGGCAACUCCCAUAAUUCCCCCGCUGAUGCGAGCAGCUCAGAUAACGGAACCCCAGUACAACAAACCAUAUGAGCUAGUCGAGAGGGAAACUCCGGCCAUUCGCACCAAUGAGCUACUUAUCAGAGUUCAUGCGGCCGGAUUCUGCCAUUCGGAUCUACAAGUUCUACAAGGACAAUUCAAUUCGCCCUUGGGCAUGAUCGCAUCUCAUGAACCUGCCGGCAUCGUGGUUCAGGUCGGCAAAGACUGCAGCGGGAGUUGGGAGGUCGGCGAUAGAGUUGGUGCUCUCAACUACAAGAACUCAUGCGGAAAAUGCAGUGGCUGCAGUUUGGCACUGCGUACUAGCAAGAAACAGCGCCUGGACCCAAGAUUUUGCGAAAAGCGAGAAACUGCCGGCUUUCAUCAUGAUGGGGCAUUUGCCGAGUAUCUUACCGUAGAUCCGGAGACCGCCGUCAGCCUACCGCCAUCUCUGUCUUUCGAGCAAGCAGCGCCAUUAAUGUGUGCAGGGGCUACAGUUUGGGGCUCACUAGAGAAGGCAACAAGUGAGCUGGAGACAGGAGAUACGGUGGCCAUUGUCGGCAUCGGAGGUCUGGGCCAUCUCGGUUUACAAUUUGCCAGCGCCAUGGGCUUCCGCACCAUAGCUGUUGAUAGCCGACCAGCAGGAAGGCAGCUCGCUACUGAGAUGUUUAGCGAUAAUCUCAGGCCUGCACUGGUGGUGGACUCUGGCUCGGAGCAUGCGACUUCUCAGAUCAUGGACUUUACGAACGGUGAGGGAGUAGCCGCAGUUGUUGUCUGUACAGACUCCCUGUCAGCCAACAGUUGGGCUUUGACACUCCUCCGAAUUGGAGGCGUAAUGGGAGUUCUGGGCUUGCCUGCUGAGAAUUGGAGGUUCGACUCUAGCGUCAUCGUUUUUAGAGAGCUCACGAUUCGGGGAAGUUAUGUUGCGAGUCGGGAAUCCACUGAAAGGAUGAUGGAGGCCGUGGAGAGGGCCAGCAUUAGGUCUCACAUCACUCUGAUGUCGUUUGACGAGAUCCCGACUAUUGUCACUGCUUAUCAGGAUAGCGGUUUCAAAGGCAGGCUUGUGGUGCGCAUAGCAGACUGA